CGGAAAAAGCAUGGAGGAGAUUUGAGAACAAGACUGCGCCGCCUGAAAACAGCUGAUGAUAGCUCUGUAGCUGCGGUGGACCUGGAUUGUUUCUGCCUCUAUGAUCCCAAAUCGCGCCCAGAGGAAUGGAGGGACGGCAGGGCAAAGCUGAUCCGACCGAUCGCUCGAGCGGCUGGAGGAGAGCGUUUUGUCCGAGGAGAAGAGGCUGACGGUCCGGGGCCCUUCACCUGAUGCCCCCCCUACAUGUCUACCAGCACGAGUGCGAGAGAUUGUCACAAAGAACCUCAACGAUAGCUCAGCAGGGGCCAUGUCCUCGGUCAUGUCCCUCCAGGAGGAGAACCGGGUGCUGCAGGGAGAGCUGGCAAGGCUGGAGGACCUGCUGGCGCACAGCAGAGCGGACCGGGAUGAGCUCGCCAUCAAGUAUGGUGCAAUUAGUGAGAGGCUGGAGCAGGCGCUACGUUUCGACACGGGAGACGGGGACCAUGACUCUCUGGAGUCACGCAGCCUUGCUCAGCAGAAUGUGGACUUACGCAGGCGCCUGGAUGAGGAACAAGCGGCCUACAAGCGUAAACUCACCGCGUACCAGGAGGGUCAGCAGAGGCAGGCGCAGCUGGUGCAGAAGCUUCAGGCCAAGGUCCUUCAGUACAAAAAGAGGUGUGGGGAUCUCGAGCAGACGCUCCAGGAGAAGUCCUCAGAGUUGGAGAAACACAGGCUGAGUAGUCACAGCGAGACGUCCAAUGGUCGCCAUCAAGACGAAUCAAGCAGCAACCUGGAAGAUGCUUUAAUCCGUCUGGAGGAAGAACAGCAGAGGAGCAGCAGUUUGUCUGCGGUGAACGCGAUGCUGAGAGAGCAGUUGGAGCAGGCCGGUUUGGCCAAUGAGGCUCUCAGCCAGGACAUCCGCAGGCUCACUGCUGAUUGGACGAAAGCCAGAGAGGAGCUGGAACAAAAGGAGUCUGACUGGAGGAGAGAAGAAGAGUCUUUCCACAGUUACUUUAGCAGCGAGCACAGUCGUUUGCUGAUGCUGUGGCGGCAAGUGGUCGGGUUCAGAAGGCACGUCUGUGAAUUGAAGAGCGCCACUGAAAGGGACUUGUCAGACAUGCGUAACGAGCUGGCUCGACUGUCCAACUCCGCUCAGGUGUCCUGCACCGGUCUGUCUGCCGCUCUGCACAACCGCGAAGGAGGAGCAGCUCUGGCUCUGGAGCGGGAGAAAGCUCUGAGGGUUCAGCUGGAGCAGCAGCUGAGGGAACGGGUGACAGAGAUGAUGAAUCUUCAGACCAGAACGGACGCAGAGAGAAGUGAGCUCAAUGUCAGGCUGUCAGAAUCGGUGCGAGAGGCGGAGAGACUAAAGGGCAAACUGGAAGAGCGAGAAAGAGAAAUGGUCGUACUGACGAGGAGGCUUGAGGAGCAGAGUGGUAACGAUGAGACCGACAUGCAGAUGAUGAGAACUCACACUGAAACGCUGUUAGACACGCUGCGGGACAUUGCUCAGACGGUUUUGUCAGAUGGAGAGUCAUCAGAAGUGGACCAGGACAACGCUGGGGCUCCACUGCUGGCCUUGCUGCGUGGCUCCUCCCCACACCGCUGCUCCUCUCCCCGGAGGUCGUCCUCCCCCUCUCGUCCCUCCUCACUGGCUUCCCUCCCGGAGACGGCGCUGUCUGCUCUCCGCUCUGCGGUCACAAACAAGACGCUCCAGCUGCAGGAUGUUCGAGGGCGUCUGCUCUCGGCCCAGUCCACAUCACAGCAGUUACGAAAGCAGCUUUCAGAGACAGAUUCGACUAAAAGAGACGCAGAACAGCGAAACCAAGCUCUGCAGAGGGAGAGGGACGCUGCUCAGAGAGAGAGGGAGACCACACAGAGAGAAAAGGACCGUCUGAAGCAGGAGAGAGACACAUUGGCCAGUGAGAAGGUGAGCCUGGAGAAGACUUUACAGGCAGCACAGAGCAGCAACCAGAUCCUGCAGAUGGACUGUGAGAAGCUGCAGCUGACUGUGGUGUCCACGCAGCGAGAGCGAGAUCACGAGAGGGAGGAGAAGGAGGCCGCCAUUCAGGAGAGAGACCGGGCCAAGGCAGAGACUCAGAGGAUACAGAAGCAGUGGGAUCAGAGUGAGAGCCGAGCCUCUGCUCAGCGUGGAGAGUUGUCUGCAGUGAAGGAAACUCACCAGCAGGGGGAGGUUGAGAGGCAGCUGCUGGAGAGAGAGAAAGCCCAACUGUCCGAGGCACUUGGUCGAGCUGAGAGCAGUAACGCGGAGCUCUCUCUGCUGCUCAACAAGCUGCAGUCUGAGGAUGCAGCUCUCAGAGACUCUCUGGCUAAAAUGAGCAGCAUGAACGAGGGCCUGGCCCAGGAUAAAGCUGACCUAAACACCUACAUCCUCAAGCUGGAGGAAGAGAAGUCCCUCCUGCAGGUUCAGAAACGGGAGGCGGAGCAGGAGAAGUUGACCAUCAGAGAUGAGCUGGUCCGCUUGGAGCAGGACCGGCUUGAGCUGGACACUACCCGCAUCACCUUGCAGCAGUCUCUGCAGGACACAGAGCUAAGCCGGGUGGGGAUGGAGGCAGAACUCCAGAGUCUCAGGGCUGAGAGACUUAAGCUGCAGGAGAAAGUCACUCAGCUUUGUGGUGAGGUGACCUCUCUGGGAGCAGAGUUGAGUCUUGCCAGAGGAGAGGGCCAGAGGAACGAGGUGGCCUUAGAGGAGGUCGGCCGCGGUCGUGCAGAACUGGCCCGAGACAAAGCGGCUCUGGUGGUCCAGCUGACGGCCUCUGAGAGAGAAAACACCAUGCUGUCAGAGGAACUGGCUGCUUUCAGGUCAGAGCGGGAAUCCCUGGAGACCAGUCUGUUCGAGGUGCAGCAGCAGCUUGUUCAGGUGGAGUCUCGCCGAGAACAGCUGGAGACGGAGAACCAAAACCUUCGAGUCCGCUGUGAAACUGCUGCUGCUGAACUGAGGCGUGUUCGCUCUGAUGGGGAGAACGCGUUGGCCCAGGCUGAGAGGGAGAAACAGGCUCUGAAUCAGACUCUGAAUGCUGCACAGCUUGAGACCCAGCAGGCUUUACGCAAGGCCAUCUCCGAACAUCAGGAGGAGGUGGAGAGACUGGUCUCAGAAAAGGAAGUCGUGAGGCACAGCCUGCUGAUGGAGCACGAGGCAGCCCUGAGGAAGCUCAGGGAGGAGAUGGAGGAUCAGCUCCACAGGGCGCAGAGAGAAAGAGAAGAGCUGCAGGAUGAACUGAGGAGUCUCCAGCACGACAGAGAUCAGAGUCUGCUGCAGGCUGAGACUGAGAAACAACAGGCCCUUUCUCUGAAGGAGGCAGAGAAAACAGUUUUGUCUGACAGGCUGUCCAGUCUGCAGGCCGAGCUGUCAGCUGCAACCCUGGAGGCCGAGAAGAUGUCCAGAGAAGCAGCUCAUUACAGAGAGCAGGAGCAGAUCAGGGUCGGGGCUCUGACCGCCGAGCUGCUGGAGCUUCGCUCUCAGCUGGAGGAUGCAGCCUCUGUUCACGAACGUGAACUCCACAGUCUACGGGAGACUUGCACUGACCUUCAGUCACGUGCAAAUGUUGCUCUCAAAGAGUUGGAGCAGUGCAGAGCUUCUCUCGCAUCGAAUGAGGAGAGCAGAGACCAGCUGAGACGGGACAUGCUGGACAUCGAGCGCCGUCUCAACCAAAGUAAGGACACAGCAGACAACUACAGAAGAGAAAGCACGGAGAUACGACGCAACCUGGGUGACGUCAGCAAGGAGAGGGACACUCUCAGCCAAUCAAACACCCAGCUGAGGGAAACUCUGCGAAGUGCAGAGACGGAGAGAAUCAGUGUGAAACGACAGUGCGAGGAGAAAGAGCAGAGGCUGGCUGUGCUGGAGGAGAACUUCUCGUCCGCUCAGAAGGAGGUGGCGGAGCUGCGUAGCUGCCUCAGAGAAGUUGAAAGGUCUCGACUCGAAGCUCGGAGAGAACUGCAGGAGCUCCGCAGACAGCUGAAGAUUCUGGAUGGCGAGAAGGAGCAGAAAGGGAGGGAGGUGGCAGAGCUGCAGACUCGCCUGUCACUGGAGGAGCAAAGAGAGGAGGAGAGAGGCAAAGAGGUUUUCACCCUCAAACAGAAGUUAACUGAAGCUGAAGCAGCCAGAGACUCCCUCAAGAAAGAGCUUUCCCAGAUUCAAAAGCGCCUGGUGGAGUCCGAGUCGGGCUGGCGUGGCUGCGAGCGAGAACUGACUGCUCAGCUGCAGGAGGCGCGUGGCUGCGAGAAGAAGCUUCAGGAUGAAGCUAAGAACCUGUCCCUGCGCGCUCAGGCAGCUCAGGACUCUGCUGCUCAAUCCAGCCUGCAGCUGAGCGAGGCCCAGGGCCGACUGGCCGCCACGGAGGCCGAGCUGGCCCGGGCUGAGGCCGGGAGGAGGGAGCUGGAGUUUCGUCUGAGCAGCCUCCAGUCGGCACUGACCCGAACACUGGGCAUCGGAGCGGGCGGCAGAGGAGGCCGGGGGAGGAGCCCAGGCGGGAGCUCCGCAUCACCUGGCAACAUGUCACGUCACCACAGCAUCUCACCGCUGCGUUCCUCUCUCUCGCCUCCUAAGGAAUUUCGAGUAAGCACGCCUGACAACACUUUAGGCUCCGGGGCUGUGUCUCCUGAGAGAGGGGAUACACCGCUGCCUCUCCCUCAGCCAGACCUGGACCCAGAGACACUGCGAAGUGGUCUGAGAGACUUCCUCCAGGAGCUGCGUGACGCACAGAGGGAGCGGGAUGAUGCUCGAUGCCAGCUGGGGGCCCUGCAGCGGGAGGUGGAGGAGCUGACGCGGGAAAGAGACUCUGCUCAGAGUCGUCUCACUCAGCUACAGAACACUGUACAGGACUAUCAAGAAGGGAGGCGCGGCCUGGACGAGCGUCUGACCACCACUCAGAUUUUACUCCAGCAGCAGGAGGAGGCGGUGAGGAGAGGAGACAGAGAGAGAAGAGCUCUCAGCGACAGGGCGAAGGAUUUAGAGCGAGCGCUGCAGGCCUCUGAGGCGGAUAAGAAACACACACAGGAUCAGUUAAAUAAGCAGCGUGCUGCUGAGAUACGUCUGGAGGCGGAGAGGAAGCGCCUGCGGGAAGCGCUGGAGGCAGCCGAGGCCCGGGCCACCAGGGUGGAGCUGGGGAGGCGCAGUCUGGAGGGGGAGCUGCAGAGACUCAAACUGAGUCUGGGAGACCGGGAGGCUGAGAGCCAGGCCUCCCAGGACCGUAAUGACUCUCUACUCAAACAGGUGGCAGAGGGAGAGGCCCGUGUGUCUCUGCUGCAGAGAGAGGUGGAGAGGCUGACGCAGGCUCUGCUCAAAGCUCAGGAAGGUGAAUCUUUACUCAGAGAGAAGAACUCUUCACUAAACCAGAGCCUCCAGGAGGCGGCAGCUGCUCACAGCAGCACACAGAGUCGCCUGGUUUCUCUGCAGAAGACACUGAGUGUGGCUGAACAGGACAAAAGACUUCUACAGGAACGGACGGAUGAAGUCCGGGCGUCAUUUGCUGAAGCGAGGAGGAACAUGGCCACCCUCACUGAGCGCGUGCAAGGCCUGCAGAGUGAGCUGAACCAGAGUGAGCUGAGACGAGAGGAGCUGGAGGCUGAGCUCCACAAUGCUCAAGAGGCUCUUCGUCAGCGUUCGGCUGUCCUGGCGGAGGCUCAGCGCAGCGCCCAGUCAGCUCAGACAGAGCGGGUCGCCGUCGAGGAGCGACUGCGCGCGCUGCAACGAGCGGUCGCCAUGCUUGAGACAGAGAAAAAAGAUGCCGAGCGACAGGCUGUGAGACUGGAGAAAGACAAGGACGCCCUGAGGAAUACACUGGAUAAGGUGGAACGUCAGAAGCUGAAGACCGAAGAAGGCAGCAUGCGGCUGUCUGCAGAGAAAAGCCGUCUGGAUCGCUCUCUGAACACCGCUGAGCAGGAGCUGCAAGAAGCACAGCAACAGAUACUGAUGCUGCAGACUCAGCUGGCUGAGCUGGAGCAGACACACAGCCUGUGUGAGAGCUUGGUGAGGCAGCGUGACGAGGCUCAGCGGGAGGCGGAGAGACUGAGGACCAGCCUCAGGGACAUAGAGCGAACUCUGGGCACCAGAGAGCGAGCUCACCGACACCGGGUCAAAGGCCUGGAGGAGCAGGUAUCCACUCUGAAGGAGCAGCUGCAGCAGGAGAUGAAACGGCGACAACCCUCUCUUCCAUCGUCCUUACUGUCGGCAGGAAAAUGAGGUGCAGCUUAAACCCAGAAUCACCAGCACACCACCUUCUAAUCCAGGGAAAAUCCACCCAUCAUGAAUGUCUUGAAAGCAAUAUCUUACUCACAGAAACAUUCCUGAAAGUGUUUAUACUCUUAACUCAGUUCAAAAAAAUGUUUUGUUUCUAUUUUGUGACUGAAAUGAACACUAGUUUCAUUUUGAUGGUGUUUUAUUGAUGUUUUGUACAGUUAAGAGCACUUAACUUGACCUGCAGCACACACACACACACACACGACAGGCAAGGGAACGCAGCAAUGUGAUUCAGCAGCUGGGUUGUAAAUGCCAGCAGCCUGCUGAUUGCUGGCAACCAUCUGUACUUGAUCCGUGCUCAACAUCUUCCCAAACUUCCUGCUCUCACUCAAGAAGAAACCCAAAUCACCGCAGGAUUCUCCUCCAGAUAGAUUCUGGAUGUAGCACAGGAAGGAAACUCGGCCAGUUUUGCAGUUUGGCCUCGAUUCAUCUGCAUUUAUAUUAACAGUUGAGGACAGAAAAGAAGGAAGGAAGGCCUUGUGCAUAAUGAAGCAACUGCACUGUAUUUUUUUUUCUUAGAAACAGAUACAGAUUUGACUGAUUUGGUGAAUAAACUCUAUUUUAUAGCUGAGAAAAGGACCUGAAGCAGUCGAGUGCUGCAGUGUGAUGGUAUAUUUACAGUAUGUGUUUUUUAAAAUUAGUUAUUACUAGUUUUAUUAGGUGUAUAUACUUUUUAUUUACUGUAUGAUGGCUGACAGACUGACGAUUAAUAACAGCAAUGUGACUUGUAUGGACAGUACACAUGGAAGCCACAUGUUCGCAGGAGAAUAAACUCACAGUGUGCACCAUAAUUCUU
This is a messenger RNA of Toxotes jaculatrix (banded archerfish), 7034 nucleotides long. Its product is annotated as rootletin-like. NCBI's taxonomy places the organism in Eukaryota, Metazoa, Chordata, Actinopteri, Toxotidae. Bases 308 to 6181 code for a protein of 1957 amino acids. The transcript has 37 exons. The record is from RefSeq and is a predicted model, not a curated record.